AUGGGACUAUUUGAUGCUCUUAGAGAUUUUAGUUUAUUAACGUGGCUAAGAGACGAAAGACAGUCUCGGAGGCUGAUUCUGUUGAUCGUUUUCAUUGCUUUGCUGCUGGACAACAUGCUGUUGACGGUGGUCGUGCCUAUUAUUCCAAGCUACCUGUACUCAGUGGAUGAUGAGGCUGCUCAGUCGGUCCGGAAUCAGUCCAUGUCUCCUCUGUCCCCAUCUGGCACCUUUCAAACCAUCGUGUCUCUGUAUGAUAACACAACCCGCCUGACCGGCUUCAGCCCACAGAUGAGCACGGCUAGCCCAAUGACUCCAGCCCCUACUUCUGUGAUGCCCUCUCAAAAUAAGUCUGAAUGCCCCAAAGCAGAUGAUCAGCUUCUGAAUGAGAAUGUGAAAGUGGGUCUGUUGUUUGCCUCUAAAGCAACAGUACAGCUAAUUACUAACCCCUUUAUAGGGCCCCUAACCAACAGAAUAGGAUACCAAAUCCCAAUGUUUGCUGGUUUCUGCAUCAUGUUUGUGUCAACCAUAAUGUUUGCGUUUUCAUCGAGCUAUACGUUGCUGUUUUUGGCCAGAUCUCUACAAGGUGUUGGCUCCUCUUGUUCUUCUGUGGCAGGUAUGGGGAUGCUGGCAAGUGUUUACACAGAUGAUGAGGAAAGAGGAAAUGCUAUAGGAAUUGCCCUGGGAGGACUAGCCAUGGGAGUUCUGGUUGGCCCUCCGUUUGGAAGUGUCAUGUAUGAGUUUGUUGGUAAGACGGCUCCUUUCCUUAUCCUGGCAGUGCUGGCGGUGCUUGAUGGAGCUCUGCAGCUAUUUGUGCUUCAGCCUUCUAAAGUUGAUCCAGAGAGCCAAAAAGGAACAUCAAUUAUUACCCUCAUGAAGGAUCCAUACAUCCUCAUCGCAGCAGGUUCCAUUUGUUUUGCUAACAUGGCCAUUGCUAUGCUGGAGCCAGCUCUGCCCAUCUGGAUGAUGGAGACAAUGUGUCCCAGGAAAUGGCAGCUAGGGGUUGCGUUCCUGCCAGCCAGCAUCUCAUAUCUAAUAGGGACCAACAUCUUUGCUGUUUUGGCUCACAAAAUGGGAAGAUGGCUGUGCUCACUUAUAGGGAUGCUUCUGGUUGGAAUCAGCAUUCUCUGUGUGCCUCUUGCAAAAGACAUAUACGGACUCAUUGUUCCAAACUUUGGAGUUGGAUUUGCCAUAGGUAUGGUGGACUCCUCUAUGAUGCCUAUCAUGGGUUACCUGGUAGAUCUGAGGCAUGUAUCUGUGUACGGUAGUGUGUAUGCCAUUGCUGAUGUUGCCUUCUGCAUGGGCUUUGCAAUAGGUCCAUCAGCAGGCGGGGCGAUUGCACGGAGCAUCGGCUUUCCCUGGCUCAUGACCAUCAUUGGUGUAAUAGACAUCCUGUUUGCUCCUCUCUGUUUCCUUCUGCGAAAUCCUCCUGCCAACGAGGAAAAGAUGGCCAUUUUGAUGGACUCUAACUGUUCAAUGAAGACCCGUUCCUACUCCACCCAGGGCUCCAGCUACCAAAUGGGUGAGGAUUUUGAUCCAGAGAGCCCUGAAUAGGCCUCAUCCAAGCCCUCGGCCAUGUAUGUCACCCAGAGUAUCUAUUUUGUUGUAUGAAAGAGGAAAACCACAAUGCUAACUUGUGAGAAUGUCCCUUAUCUGUCCCGCACUGUCCUGUGGUCGUGAUGGUCAUGUUCUUCUGAAGCAAACCAAAGUUGUUCUUGUUGCCAUUUGUUCUCAAUGUGGGAGAGGUGAAAUAUCUAACCAACAGCCUUAUCAAUAUGGAUAACACUUGUGUGUGAUUUAAAAUGUAGGAUUUGAGAGAGGAUAAAAGAUAAACCCUUAACUACAAUUUUAUUCAGCAUGACACUAUUCAUAUUUUCUCUUUCAAAAGUCAGACAGGUUAGUUGAAAAGAUUCAUUCAGUGUGACGUAACGGACAGAUAUGUAUUGGAUAUUUAUUGUUUGUCUGUGGUGGUAGGAAAGUAUGGUCUUCAUAUAUGUAUCUAUCAGUCCUGUUGAAGUCUUUGCAUAGGCGUAAACGUCAGUGAAGGUGGAAUCGAGUCAGUUAAAUGGAUUAUAUCACACCUUGAAAUGGGCCUUAAAAUGUUGCUAUUGGUAUCAUAAUCAGUUCAAACUGCUGAACAGCUGAAGAACAUUUUAGGCAAAUUAAAACUUUAAUUUUUACAUUUGGGAUCGAUUUCUUUAAAUCUGGUACAUUAAUUGAUUCCAUUGCUGUUGUUUUAAUUUAGGCUUUUGAGAGUAGAUUUUAAUGUUACCUUGCAUUGGAGUGUAGGUCCCAAGCUUUUCAAAAUAUGUUUUUUUUUUUUUUUUUUGCUUUUUGAAAAAGCAAAAGGUCUGACAGCAUCAGGUAAUCAAGCAGAAUGUCAACAAGUCCUCCUGUCACGUUCUGUUUGUGUGACUUGCGUGAUGUUGCUAAAAAUUAUGUACUGUAUUAUCAAAGAUGAGCCACAGCUACAUUUUGAAUUGUUUCAGUUUAGUUAAAUAAAAGUAAAUUAUUGCUGUAUGCAUCCAGAUACUUUAGAAUUAUAUUUUGCUUUUAAAAUGUAUAUAGUAUAUAUAUAUAUAUAUUUAUAUAUUUUAGUAAGUCUUUUGAAUGUGCUGAAAUGCUAUUCUGUUCAUUUGUAAAGAAUGCCUCAAUACUGCUCUUUCCCAUAUUUGAUUUUCCUUUUGUGUUAUUAAUCUUUUUAAGAACUGAAUUGGCUGUUAAAUUAAACAUGGCCUUACAUUAAGCUCCUUAAAGCCAUAUAUAUAAAAUAUACUGGGGUUUUAUGAAGAAUAUAAAUAUUUAUUGAGUUUAAUUAUUUGUCUGAGGCAAUGAGCUUAGUCAAUACAGGUGUCUGUGCAGGGUCAAUGGUCUUUUUUAUUUAUUAUUUAUUAUUAAAUUAAUACACAUUCUAUGCCUUAAAAUCAGACAACCUGCUGCAAACACUUUUUAGUGUACUUUAAUUCAGAAACAGUCUUAUUGUUUCAUGGACCCUAUUCGUCAUAUGCUAAUUGACAGCUUAAUCUAAUAUUAAAAACAUGUCUAAUUCCCAUCUUUUGUUUAUCAAUUAGAUAA
Messenger RNA from Carassius auratus (goldfish), 3072 nucleotides. Its product is annotated as synaptic vesicular amine transporter-like. Gene Ontology annotation, molecular function: serotonin:sodium:chloride symporter activity; xenobiotic transmembrane transporter activity. Gene Ontology annotation, cellular component: synaptic vesicle membrane; terminal bouton. The transcript has 15 exons. The record is from RefSeq and is a predicted model, not a curated record. Gene Ontology annotation, biological process: aminergic neurotransmitter loading into synaptic vesicle; xenobiotic transport; transmembrane transport. Bases 1 to 1551 code for a protein of 516 amino acids. Lineage: Eukaryota; Metazoa; Chordata; Actinopteri; Cypriniformes; Cyprinidae.